GGUGAGCGCGCGUUUCCGCCCGGAGAGGGCGGUGGUGGCGCGGCUCGGGCUCUCGUGGGUACUCACGGGGUUCCUGGGACUCGGGACUCCUUGGGGCACGAAAAUAUGACUGCCUGCGACGGAGAGCGCGCUCGCCUCCGCCGCUACGCGGAGCUACCUGUGUGGGUGGUGGAGGAGCAUCAGGAGGUUCUGCCUUUUAUAUACCGGGCCAUAGGCUCAAAGCAUCUUCCUGCCAAGGAUAUAAGUUUUUUACAUUUUGACUCCCAUCCAGACCUUCUCAUUCCUGUGAAUAUGCCAGCAGACACAGUGUUUGAUAAGGAAACACUCUUUGAAGAACUAAGUAUUGAAAACUGGAUUAUGCCUGCAGUUUAUGCUGGCCAUUUUUCCCACGUUGUAUGGCUUCAUCCCACAUGGGCUCAGCAAAUGAGAGAAGGAAAACACCACUUUUUAGUGGGCAAAGACACUUCUACUACAACAAUCAGGGUUACAAGUACUGAUCAUUACUUCCUCAGUGAUGGCCUCUAUGUACCUGAAGACCAGCUAGAGAACCAGAAGCCUUUAAGACUGGAUGUAAUCAUGAUGAAACCUAAUAAACUCUGUAGCAAACAAGAAGAAAAUGCUGCAGUGUGUUCUGCCAAGAAGCCAAAACUGGCACUGGAAGGUGCAGAAAACACUGCCUCUGGUACUUGCGACUCUUCUGCAGAUGGACUGGGAAAGGACCCAGGGACACAGAGAAGCUGCCAGUCUUGCCUGGAGCUGUCAUGUGUGUGUUCUGAAAGUCAGGCCUGCCAGAGUACCGUCAGCACUGGGGAAGUUCUGGAAAUUUUGGAGAAAGGAGAUGGAUUUGUUUUAGAUAUUGACUUAGAUUUUUUUUCCGUUAAGAAUCCCUUCAAAGAAAUGUUCACUCAGGAAGAAUACAAAAUCUUACAAGAGCUAUACAAUUUUAAAAGGCCUGGUGCCAACCUGUCAGAGGAAGAUUUGGUAGAUAUUGUUGAUACUCGAAUUCACCAAUUAGAAGACUUAGAGGCUACUUUUGCUGAUUUGUGUGAUGGUGAUAAUGAAGAAACAGUACAAAGAUGGGCUUCAAAUCCUGGAAUGGGAUCACUAGUUCCACUUGUACAGAGUUUAAAAAAACGAAUGGAAGUGCCUGACUAUGAAAUGGUAAAUAUUUUUAUAUUAAGUUAUGUAAAAUUGACCCAUUUUAUAUAAAGGCAGUUUUCUGAGUAGAAAACUUUGCUUUUGUAAAGAUGGUUUGUUUUAUUUGUAUUUCUCUGAAGUCUAAAUGAAUUCUUAAGAAAAAGCAUAAGUGAAAAACACAUACUUUUAGAAGCCAGAAUACGGUUAACUAUGACAUAUUUGAGUUCCAGCUUUCAAAACAAAAGUUGCAAAAUGACAGCCUGUGAGCGACUUGUAGCUUUCAAAUUUCUUUGGUAGUAAAACUGAAACACCACUCAUUUAAAAUUAAAACACAUAUGUAGAUACCAAUAGGUCGUCAUUAUACAUAAAGGAUACAUUAGAAAACAAUAGAUAAGCUAGGAGGAAAACUCCUGUAGCUCCUCAAAGCUUUGAAUAUAGUAUGGGUGCAUAUUUAAAAAGUAAAUAAAAUAAUAUGUUAAAAGAAAGGGUAGAAUAAGAAUAUUAUGUAAAAUUUGGCAUCAACAUUUUAGGAUCUAGGUGAAAUGGAUAAUUUGCCAGAAAAUGUGAAUUAAGAUUGACUUAAGUACAAGCAGAGGAACUAAGUAAAUCAACAGUCAUAAGAAUUUUAAAUUAUAGAAAUAGUUAAAGAAUUAUUCCUUAAAAAGGCAUUGGACCCAGACAGGUGUAUAGGCCAGUUUUUCCAAAUCUUCAGAGAGUGGGAAAUUUCUGUGACACAGAAACUAUUGAGAGGAGCAUGUAUUUGAAAAUGCCUUGCAGUUAGGAGGCCUGUGCAACUUCAAGGUACCAGGAUUUAAUUCCCAGCCCUGGCUCCCGACUCCAGCUCCCUGGCAAUACACACCUUAGGAGGCAGCAGUGAUGGCACAAGUAUUUGGGUUCCCACCACUGAUAGGACAGACUUGGAUUGUUUUCUUGGCUGCAGCUUUAGCAUCAGCCAUUGUAAACAUUUGGGCCAUUAACCAGCCCAUGAAAGUGCUCGUUCGCUCACGCGCUCUCUCUCUCUCGCUCUUCUUUGCAAAUAAAAAUUUUAAGGCCGGCGCCGCGGCUCACUAGGCUAAUCCUCCACCUAGCGGCGCCGGCACACCGGGUUCUAGUCCCGGUCGGGGCGCCGGAUUCUGUCCCGGCUGCCCCUCUUCCAGGCCAGCUCUCUGCUGUGGCCCGGGAGUGCAGUGGAGGAUGGCCCAGGUGCUUGGGCCCUGCACCCCAUGGGAGACCAGGAAAAGCACCUGGCUCCUGGCUCCUGCCAUCGGAUCAGCGCGGUGUGCCGGCCGCAGCGCGCCGGCCGCGGCGGCCAUUGGAGGGUGAACCAACGGCAAAGGAAGACCUUUCUCUCUGUCUCUCUCUCUCUCACUGUCCACUCUCCCUGUCAAAAAAAAAAAAAAAAAAAUGUCUCUAUAGAGUCCCAUGAUUCCUCUGGCGGGGGGAGGAGGGAGUAACUCACAUGAAGCGCCAUUCUUCUUAUGUUUUUAAGAAAUCAGAAAUCUUUUAAAAGCAUUAAGAGUGCCUUUAUUUGUUAAAGCUUAUAAAUUAAGCUUUUAAAUAUGACACUUUAAGAAAGAACAUAAAGAAAGCCAAAAAAAAGAAAAAAAAAAUGACACUUUAAAGUAGAUCUUUAUCCAUAUGUCUAUGCUUGUAUGUAUAUAUAUAUACGUACACUAAAUUAUCAGAUUAAUGUUGCACUUUAUAAUUUGUAUGUCUUAAUUGUUUAUAUUAACCUUAGAAAUAUCCCAGUCACCAGAGAAUCAAAUGAAUUUGUCAGAAAUAUUUAGAUCUGAAACACUUGUGCUAAGUAGUAGGCUAGAUAACUAAUUGCAAUUCCUUCUCUAAAGAUUCUUUGCCAUUCUUCUCAGUCCAUCCUAUCCUAAAGGGCUUUCCUUGCUCUAAUCUGGAAUCAGGAGACACUGAUCAAAUCAGUUCACAUCUUAAUCCAGCUGUAAUUGGCAGUGACAUUGUAACUGCCCCAGUGCGUCUCAAAUUAUAUUUGGUGAGUUCUAGAAAGACUCAAAAUCCAAGUUCCUGGCCCACCCUACCUUGCUGUUUUCUCCUUCAUACUACUGUGGAAACUGAUACCAACACCAGCACAUCCCCAUGUUUCAUAUUGGUCCAAGCUAUGGAUCCUCCACACUUGGGUAGUUAACAUUGUUUUUAGAAGUAGAAUGCAUUUAUGGAUUGGAAAACUUCUACCCUAGUCAUUGCUUACCCUAGCAUUUUACACAUAUAAAAAAAAUAAGAAAGAUACUCAGCCAAUGCCUCUAAGAUUAAAAAAAUCCUUACUCCCAGUGGCAUCUCUCUUUUGAGGAAACAGUAGUCUAGCACCUAAGCACUGAGACUCAUGCCUCAUGCUUUUGAACACAUCACCAACACUUAGCAGCUCUGUGACCUUGCAUAUGUUAAUCUUUGUUUCAGUUUCCUUUAAAGAAGUAGUGACUGUUUCUAUUUAAAAGAGUUGCUGAGAAAAUCAAAGAACAUAAUUCACAUAAAAUGCCUGACCUAGGGUAACAUUUUAGUAGCUUUCAACUUUUAUUAUUCUAAAACUCAACAUUCAUUUCUGUUUUAUGUUGACAUCAAUAUAGACAAGUUUUUCUUCACAGCGUAGUAUGAUUUUUCUCCUACUUAAGUGUAUUUUUCUCCUUUCUCUUGGCUCCAGGUCAAGUCUGGAUGAUUACUGUCCUUCUGAGCAAGUCGACGCCAUUCAAGAAAAGGUCCUCAGCAUGCUGCGCGCCCUCUAUGGCACUCUGAACGUCCACCUGCAGUACUCUGCAGGGUCCUCUCCGUCCUGAAACACAGCAGUGGGCUCCUCUUUCAUCUUGGUCUAGUGACAGGGUUUUCAUUAACUUACUUACAAAUUAGUCUUCCAGGGAAUAUUUUUUCUAUUAACUUGCAGUUGAAAUUUUUCAGAUAUUUUGAAUUUCCAAACAAAUAUCAGUUAUUGAAUGAAUGAUGGUGUAAUUUUUAGGCAGCAAGUCUACCAUGCCCAGUUGAUGGAACUAUGUAUCUUUCUUCCUCUCCAUCCAUCCUGUUGUUGUCUUUGUUUUUGUGAAUUUUAUUUUCCUUUUAACCCCCUGGGCCCACUGGACUGUUUGAGAUUCGCUCAUCUGUUCAUUCAUUUUCUCACUGAUAGUUACUGAGCACUUUACAUGUGGCAGCAUUAUUAAAUCCUGGGGGUGUGGUAAUGAACAGAAUAGACAAGGCCCCAAUCCUUUUGGGAGGGACAGAUGAAAAACUAUGGCUUCUGAGAAGUGUUAGGAAGAAAGAACAACCACAAACAUGUCUUAGCCAUGCUCUUAGGACUCAGGGUACCCUGGCCUUACAGGAAAGAACAUUCACAAAAGCUACUACCAGAAGAACCUUGCCACCCCAUGGAAAUGUUGCAGGAAGUCUCCCUUUCCAAGGCUGCUGGGAUUUGGCCUCCUGCCAGAUGCUUUUCAACAUUGUUAGUAUUGAAGAGGUCUGGUUGAGUAAACUUGACCAAACAAAAAUUAACCUUUGGAGCGGGGUUUUUGGCUAAUCAGAAAAGCCCUUUAGGUGAUCCUUGUGGGCGUCAGUUAGCAUUCUAGUCCCUAAGUACCACUAGAUUGGCUGCCUGGAUUGAUAAAUUGUUCAGUAAACCUACUUCUGAUGCAGAUAUUAAGAAAAAAAGUUAAACCUUUACUUCCGACCUGCAAUAGAUACACAGGGACAUAACUGUCUUCCACUAGCCUCCUUGUGCCUAACACUGUCUUCCGGAAUCACUCCAGAUCAUGAAACUUUCAUUUUUCUCCAUUUACUAAAGUCAUCCACUCUUAGAUAUCCCUUUUGUUCCAUAAUCGUUUUUUUUUUUUUUUAAUUCCAAAAUCUGGAAACCUUGGAAACAUUUCUAGUCUGAAGCAUUUCUUUUUUCUUUCUUUUUUUUUUAAGAUUUAUUUAUUUAUUUGAAAAGCAGAGUUACAGAGUAUCAGAGAGAGAGAAAUCUUCCAUCCACUGGUUCACUCCCCAAAUGGCCACAACAGCAAGAACUGCACUGAUCCAAAGCCAGGAGCUUCCUCCGGUUUUCCCACGCGGGUGCAAGGGCCCAAGGACUUGGGCCAUCUUUUACUGCUUUCCCAGGCCAUAGCGGAGAGCUGAAUUGGAAGUGGAGCAGCCAGGUCUCAAACCGGCGCUGCAGGUGGUGGAUUUUACCCACAACACCACAGCACCAGUCCCUCCAUAAUCAUUUUUAACUACCUACUUGAUUUCUUUUCCUUUAAGAGACAGCAUUGCAUGAAAAAAGAAAACAAACACCAUCACUCCUCAGUCCUAACUCAGAGCUUUCAUUUUUGCAUGUAAUCGUCAGGCCUCAUCCACAUCCAUACCUACAGAGUUGCAUGUAACUAAAACCAAGAACAUAGUGCAUUGUCACUCAGUAGAUGGUACCAGACCCCACUUUUCCAAUGAUUCUGUUUUCCAGUUUCUUACCACCACGUUAGCUUCCAGAGUCUAAUACUGUGGAUGCUUAUUUGUAUUGUGAAAAGGAAAGCAAACUGAUUUAGCUUUCCAGCCAGUUUGGCUAAACAUUAUGUACCAAAAAGAUUUAUAUUCUCUGUAAAAAUCAGAGCUUUGCAACAUUGUGUUUAUUUAUAUUGAAAUUUUUCUGUUGGAAUUCUGCAAGUAGAUAUCACUUUUAUUUAUGAGUAAAUUAUUUUGUGCACUAAAAGAAAUUAAAAGGUAUGUUUUUGAAGUUUUAAAGAUGUUAAAUACAGCUAUGGUACUAAUUUAUUGUAUGUCAGUGUGUUGAUGGCAUUGAUUUUGAGUCUAGUUUACUGGUAUUAUGAUUCCCAUGAAUUCUGAUUGUUUUAACUCAGGUUAAAUAAAAGAGCAUCAGCUUUGUUUGUGGUAGCAAUCAGGUGUUGAAUGCUUAUGCUUUAAGACUGUAUCUGAGGAGUAAAAUUGAGUCUACUUACUGCAUAGAAACAGUUUAAUAAAUUACCUCUCUAUAUAUCCAAAUAGAAAGAUGCUUAUCAAGCUAUCCUUCAUUUGUGUUUUGAGUACCAGUGAGGGACAUGAAUAUUGUUUUGGGUUAUGUACAAAUACCAUUAAAGCUUGGGAUUUUAAGUUC
This is a messenger RNA of Oryctolagus cuniculus (rabbit), 6229 nucleotides long. The record is from RefSeq and is a predicted model, not a curated record. NCBI's taxonomy places the organism in Eukaryota, Metazoa, Chordata, Mammalia, Lagomorpha, Leporidae.